Hydractinia symbiolongicarpus is the source of this 2507-nucleotide messenger RNA. RefSeq lists its product as uncharacterized. The coding region runs from base 641 to 1612 and encodes 323 amino acids. The transcript has 2 exons. Lineage: Eukaryota; Metazoa; Cnidaria; Hydrozoa; Anthoathecata; Hydractiniidae. The record is from RefSeq and is a predicted model, not a curated record.
AAAGAUCCUUUCUUUGAUCCUUGUGAAUUUUUGCAUCAGAAGCUGACAUGCUCUUGUAUUCUUUUCAUACUGGUCAUCUUUGUUUAUGAUGACAAUGAAAUCACUUUUUUGAUAACCAUGUUAUUGUUUCCCUAUUGUUUUUUAGCGCCGUACAUAGAUACAACUGUUUGGAUUCUUAAAAGCGGGAUAUUUUUGAUAAAUUAGUAAAGAUCCUGUACCAGAGAGUCAAAGUAGUUACGAGAGGUUUAUUUUAUUUAUUUUUUUUUUUUGGAUUGAGUACAAUCAAAUUUAACCUGUGACUGAGUCCCUCUGGAGGGCCGUGGUUUGCCUGUUUUAAAUCACCAGCGAAGGAGCGUUAAAUGGACUUAUCUAUCUAUACCCGUUAUUAAUUUGGUUUAAAAAGAACGGAUUUGCUGACUAUAAUUUGCAGCAUUCAACCGCAAUGCUGUUAUAGUAAUGUAAAACCCGGUUUACACAUCAUUACUUUUAUAACUCCUGAUUUCUAAUCCAUUUAUUUCUCCAGAAUAUUAAUUUUUACAAGAUGAUAACAAAUUAUUCCAAACUGGUUGGAAAGUGCGAAUUUCGUUAAGAAAAGCUGUUUAGUUUUCUAAGACGAAGAAGUCUAAAACAGGAUUUCACGAUGCGAACUGUAAUUUUAUCUGCUGUUUUAACAGCUCUGUUAACCAUAUAUCUCCUGUACUGGUGCUUUGUUUUACCUUUUAAAUCCUUUUACAUGGAAGAAGACAGGUAUAUUUUAUUCACGAUUGGUUUGGUGAUACACCUUCUGCUGGUAACAAUUAUUUCUGCAUUUUUAAUAUCGUCAUUCCUCAUUCGGUCAAACAUAUCUGACCAAAAUUUAUACCUGUAUAUUGUUAUGGCAAUAUGUGACUUACUGUAUUCUUGGAUAAACCAUGUUUUUGUAAUUGCUAUAUUGUGGGGGAAUAUUUCCGAUAAAGGGACAAUUAAAAGUAUGACCAGGGUCUUUAAUUACAUGGCAAACACAGUGUACGUACUUUCGAUUUCAAGUUUUAUCGCGUAUUCUUUCUGGACUGCAUGUCAAAUAAAAUUCGCACGUCCGACUGUGAAACUAUUAUACAAGGUGGUAACAAUAGUGGAUUUGAUAGUCGUAUCCCACAUUUACGGGGCUGUUGCCUUAAGGCUAUAUGACGUGGAUUCCAAAUAUGCAAGUUAUGUAGAUGCCAUCAUAAAAUUUUUUGUCCCAAUGGUCAUCCUAAUUACUCUUAUCAUCUUUUUUGCCAAUAUCAAGAAGACAGAAUCGACUUCGAGCAUCAAUGCUAUCAGUGUUAACGUAGUGUACGGUGUUACAAUGGUUUAUGGAUCUUACCUUGCUGUCGCUAACUUGAACGCGCGUGCUGAUUAUAACUUAGCAUCCGUGUUUGCAACGUUUUACUGGUUGAUCCUUUUGAUAAAGCCGCUGUUGUUUCCGCUUUUUGAUAAAAAUGUCCGUGAAGUGUUUCGCAAGUUUUUCUGUCGUAGCACAAGUACACAAACCACAAAUAAUUAUGCCAAUUUCUCCAAUGACGAAGUUUGUGUGGAUGUUCGGAGCGUUGAUGAAACGCCAUCGCUACAAACGCGGGGAGGUCUAGAGUAGUGAACUUAAAACAUUGCAGGGGAGGAACACUGUUAUUUUAAAUCAAUGACAUGCACUUUUUCACAGUUAUGCGAAUGACACCUGGACACAAACGUCCACAACAAAUUGCAAGACCUCUGACCAGGGUUACAUUUUACUUUGUUUUUUUUAUUAAACAGAUUUUGUAUUUUUAUUUUCAACGAGCAUAGCGCUAGAUGGUAAUAACAGAAACAGUUAUUGUAAUCAAGAAUUUUACUGUUAGGCAUAUAGGUAUAUUCCAGAAAUGACAAUUGUUUCGAUUCGUUUUCCAAUUCGUUUUUCAAUGGAAAUUCACCCUUACAGAGGGAGGGAAUUAGCCCCAUUCCCCUAAUAUUAGGGGCAUUCACCCCCAAAAGAGCCCAGCAGGAGUAGAACUAACCAUUUUAUUUAAUACAUCUUGCAAUACCGUGUCUUAAUUGUCAGCUAUUUUAAUUAAUAUUAUUAUAUUGUAUUUUAGUAAAUUUUUGUAUGCAUUUUAUUAUUAUUAGUUUCCAAGAUUUUGUUCCAAUUGCCAGCCGAUACAUUUCAUUGUAUUACCCAAAAAGAACAUUAAAAACCACGUUAAAUCUUAACAUCCACACUGAAAGUAUUGGAUCAUUUUCGGUUAAAUUGUAUUAGUAUUAAUUAUUGUUUAGUAUAGCUCGUUAUAACUUUCAUCUUAACACAAUGUAUUUUGUAUGAAGUAUUGGUCUUUUUCUUUUCUCUCCCCCAUCAUCAGGGUUUUCUUAAAUUAAACCUAAAAAUUAAGUUUUACAAAUGCCUCAACAUUUUUUUAAUGCUAAAUGGGUAAUCCUGGGUUGUUUGCGUAUGCUUAAUAAGUUACGCUGAUAUAAAAUAUGUUAUGGUAAACAAUCGAAUUAAACAAAAAACUCCCUUA